This is a messenger RNA of Daphnia carinata, 2042 nucleotides long. RefSeq lists its product as uncharacterized. The transcript is spliced from 5 exons. The record is from RefSeq and is a predicted model, not a curated record. Lineage: Eukaryota; Metazoa; Arthropoda; Branchiopoda; Diplostraca; Daphniidae. The coding region runs from base 183 to 1568 and encodes 461 amino acids.
ACGAUUUCAUGGUUCUCUUGGCAGAUGGCGUUGUCUUCAAUUCGGAAGCUGUAUUGUUUACCAAAAGAAGAGAAGAAGAAUCAAAGAGCAGCACGUACUUUUCUUGCGAUAAUCAGCUACUGGUGAUGUAAACACGUGAUAUUUUUUUUCCCUGACUAUUGGGUCGAAUCGUACGCUAGAGAAUGCAUCAUUUCCACAUGUUCGACGACAAAAAUCAUGUUCCUCCAUGGCACAAUGACUCGAUGGACGUGUCUAUCAAAGGUUGUUUUGUGGGUUAUGACACAGUUGCCUGUGUCCGAAGGAGCGUUUUGUCAGCACUUAUGGUAUUAACAUUCGUAUUGUGCUUAUUCAAAGUCGGACGCUUCCAUGCUGUACAUCAUGAGCAAAUUCAUCAUUAUGUCAUUUUCUACAUGGCACUUGUUGAGUGCAUUAUUUGUGUUGUUAACUGGAUGCUCAGCGGUCACUAUCCUGAACUUGAUUUGGGUGCCACAGCACUGAAGGUUCUACAACUUGUUACAUUGUGCCACUUCCAUUGGGUUCAAGCAUUCAGGAUCCUUCACAGGGAAACCAUUGCAAGAACUGUCUGGUUCCCUCUGAUGGGUAUUUUCUCAACUUACGUAGUUGCUGUUGCAGCGAUUGGCAUCCUAGAUGUGGGACCCAGCUGGACCGAAUGCCUCAAGCCCUAUUGGGUCAUGCUCUCAGCAGCAGAUUUUUUGGGUGUUCAGCUUUUCUUGAUAGCAGGCAUCUACAUUACCCGAAAAAUCAAUGAAGUUUCCACCUUAGAGUGUGUUAAGAAAACACAAAAAAGAAAUCUCUGGGCAGUAAUUUUUGCCUUCGAAGUCUCAGCCAUCACUGGAUUGGUUUAUGAUGUCACUAUCAAAAUAAUGGGGGAUGAGGUUGUUGGUUGCAGUGGAAUAUUUGCUCACACCCAGCUUAUCUAUUCUCCAGUUUUCUUCAUGUUCAUGAUCUUCAAAUUUUGCUUGCCAAUAUGGUCGUUGCUAGCUGUUCUCGAGCCUCUUCCAACCGGCAUAUCUUAUUCAGAAAUUUUAGCAACCAGUCACAGUGGCAGUUUGUCUGGUGCGUGCGGUGGCCACUCGGUUGGUUCGCCUUAUCGAGUUUUACGUAGCUACGUCUUUGAUGACAACGCACAUAUUUUGGGUUUGGGGGGUACGUCCCGAAGUCGGAGCAAUAGUGGUUCCACCAACUCUGAAAAUUCGGAAUUCUCCGCACGCCAUUUGUUCAACAGUCGUAUGAUGCCUACGCUCUACAUUCCAGGGCACGGGCACAUCCUGCCCCCAGCUCCUCGCCCGCCUGCUCAAGGAUGGAACAACCCUCGUGACUAUUGGCGAUCCCGUCAGCGAGUUAGCUCGUCCGGUCAACUAUCAGCCAUGGUACGAAAUCCAUCCUUAUCCAUCAUUUCAGAAGAAGCCAAUGGCUUGUCGACAGCAUCUCAACCACCAUCUGAUCUUCAACGUACCUCAACACCCGUGCCAAAUGGCGGCAAUCAAAGUUUGCUCGUCGACAUUCAUAUUGCAGAAGAUGAAAGCGUCGAAGAAGAAGAUGCGUAACAAAUCUCCUUGGCAUAGAGAAUCUAAUUAGUUUAUUUUUCAAACAGUUUUUUGGACCGUCGAGUAUUUGCGACACGUUCAAUCGCAAAUACUUAACCUCAAGUUUUUAAAGUCAUUUUAUUCCUUAGAAAAAAAAAAUGUGUAAUAUUUUGUUCUCUCUCGUCAGACAAAAAGUACCUCUCUAAACGUCGGGAUUAUUUCCCUCUUUCUUUUGACGAAACCGCUCAGAAUUUCGCAGUGUGUACGUUCUGUUGCAAUUGCCUUUUUUAUAAAAACUAACGAGCUAGUUGUGAUAAUCCGUAACUUCCUCUUCGUGCGGAAUCGCCGAAUUUGUUGCUUUCAGUCAAAUCGCGAUAUAUGUAAUUCCCCUCCCUCGUCUCUCUAGAUUCAAUUCUCAUUUAAACUCGGCCUCUUUACUUCCUCUGUUGUUUACCUUAAAUGAAUUCGCUGAAAUACAUGCCGAUGCUGGUCAAA